ACUAAGAAACCGUGUCGUUUUUAGUGUUUCAAAACACCGUGUUGUCUGACACUUCAAUAAACAAACUCUGCAUUUUUUUAUUAAGUUCCUCUUGAAGGUUUUAAAACCCUAGCUGGUAACUAAUCUUAAACCCAUCUCCGAUUCACGAUUACAGAAAUUUUUUGAUUUCUGCUUGAAAUUUUUUUGCCCCAAAUCUCAAUUUCGAUAAUUGGAAAACGAAAACAAUGGUUUGGUUUCAAUGCGAAGACUGUGGAGAGAGUCUGAAGAAGCCAAAGCUCCCGACUCACUUCAAGAUGUGCAGAGCCAACAAGUUAUCGUGCAUCGAUUGUGGAGAAAUGUUUGGGAAAGAUACUGUGCAAGGACAUAACCAGUGUAUUACUGAAGCUGAGAAGUAUGGUCCAAAAGGGCAGUCAAAGUCAUCUAAUGGCACACCUGCAAAGCCAAAGGAUAACUCUAAGCAACAGCCUGACUUCGAUAUUACUGUCGGCUUAUCGAACCGAUAUCCAUGGUUUUGUAGUAUAUGUUACACAAAGGCUACUAGCCAGCAGACUUUGCUUGCCCAUGCGGAUGGGAAGAAGCACCGAGGGAAAGCAAAAGCCUUCCAUGCUAGACAACAACAACAGUCUGAACAAUCCACGGUGGAUACGAAGGAUGGAAGCGAAAACGCGUCUAAUGGUGAUUCAGAACAGAAGAAAGUAGAUUUACCUGUCUCCUCAAGUGUUGCGAAUGGAGAAUCGCAUGCCGAGAAAAAGAGAAAGCUAGAGACUUUGGAUGAAACGAGUAGAGGUGAGGUACCUCAAGCCGAAGAAGCAAAAGGAGGUGAUCUAAAGAAAGCGAAGAAACAGGGCCAUGAGAAGAAAAUCAAUUGGAAGAAGUUGAUCACAUUGGCUUUGAAGUCUAACGAAGAUAAAACUUUGAAGAUGAAGAAACUGAAGAAGCUCGUUCUGGAAUCUAUUGUGGAUUCAGGCAUAACUCGAGACAAAUCUGAGCUUAAGGCAGAGCUAGUGCUAAAGGUGAAUUCGAGCUCCAGAUUCACGGUUGAUGGGAAGUAUGUGAAAUUUGUGGCUAAAGAUUGAAUCUAAUUCUUGAGUCAAGCAACAGUAUCAUGUCCCGACUGAAACUGGAUUUGCGCCUCUCACAGUUUUGUCAUAUGAUUCAUUACUAUUACUGUUUGUACUCUGUACCAAAUUUGGAAUUUUGGAAUCUCAUCAAACUACCGUAUUUUUGGAAUCUCAUUAAAACUAUUAUUCGUGACGACUUUA
Messenger RNA from Arabidopsis lyrata subsp. lyrata, 1262 nucleotides. RefSeq names its product UBP1-associated proteins 1C. The coding region runs from base 225 to 1076 and encodes 283 amino acids. NCBI's taxonomy places the organism in Eukaryota, Viridiplantae, Streptophyta, Magnoliopsida, Brassicales, Brassicaceae. The record is from RefSeq and is a predicted model, not a curated record. Gene Ontology annotation, biological process: rRNA processing; negative regulation of transcription by RNA polymerase II. Gene Ontology annotation, cellular component: nucleolus. Gene Ontology annotation, molecular function: DNA binding; zinc ion binding. The transcript is spliced from 6 exons.